Rhipicephalus microplus (southern cattle tick) is the source of this 4276-nucleotide messenger RNA. RefSeq names its product innexin shaking-B. Gene Ontology annotation, cellular component: plasma membrane; gap junction. Lineage: Eukaryota; Metazoa; Arthropoda; Arachnida; Ixodida; Ixodidae. Gene Ontology annotation, molecular function: gap junction channel activity. The record is from RefSeq and is a predicted model, not a curated record.
UCGGCGGUUGCGGCUGAGACUCCGCGCUUGGGGUCCCUAAAUUUAGGCGCGCCGGGCCAUGCUCUCGAUGCGAGUCGUCGCGGAUGCCUGCUCGCCGCUUCGGGACAGGGUACAUGCGUCCACGUGAAGUUGCGCCUAGCGACAACGCGCCUCGCAAGCCCCUCCCGACAUUGUCGUCUAGUCAACCAGUUCCUCGCAGCGCUGGACGAGUGACCAGGCAAGCGAACUACGGCGGCAACUGUGAACCAAGAGUGCUUGAACAUUUGGCAGAACAAGUGGGCGCAACGACGGGCUACAGAGAAUAGUCGUCGACGAGUGUCCACCUGUUAUUACCUACAGUUGCAUUUGAACAUUGUUUAGUUUGGAUUUGCCAGCCCAAUAUCUCUGUUGAACGUUGCAGUGCGAAACUGCAUGCGCCGAACUUUUAAUAGGAACAAAGUUAGAGCCUACGAGAAGGAUGAUUAACUGCGUUACGAUUUGAACGUACUACGUUCGUUAGGAACACGAGUGGCCCCUACCAUACAUUGCCAACAUGCUGGAUAUCAUACGUAGCCUGAAAUCGCUCCUGAAGACAAGCCGCGUGCAUAUUGAUAACGAAGUAUUUCGCCUACACUACACGGCCACGGUCAUUAUGCUGCUCGCUUUCUGCAUCGUCGUCACCACCAAGCAGUUUGUCGGAGACCCCAUUGACUGCUCCAAGUCCACAGACGUGCCCCAGAGCGUCAUUAAUACCUACUGUUGGAUUCAUGCUACCUACAGUGUGACGAGUCUUAUGCGUCAUGACUUAGACACAAUAGUGUACCCUGGUGUUGGACCAGGCAGCUCUAGUAACGUGCUCAGCGGUACAAAAGAUCACAAGUAUCAUCGAUACUAUCAGUGGGUCUGCUUCAUGCUGUUCUUCCAGGCCACAAUGUUCUACCUUCCGCGAUGGCUGUGGAAGUUCUGGGAAGGUGGGAAAAUUCAAGCGCUCAUGAUGGAUUUGGACGUCGGGAUGUGUGGCGAAGCGGAAAAGAAGCAGAAGAAGAAGCUCCUGGUCGACUACCUGGUGUCCAGCCUGAAGCAGCACGACUGGUACGCGGCGCGGUACUUCUUCUGCGAGCUGCUCGCGCUCGUCAACGUGGUGGGCCAGAUGUUCCUGAUGGACCGCUUCUUUGACGGCGAGUUCCUCACCUACGGGCUGGACGUGAUCCGCUUCCUGGACCAGGACGACGAGGAACGGGUGGACCCUAUGAUCCGAGUAUUUCCGCGAGUCACAAAGUGCCAGUUUUUCAAGUUUGGCCAGUCUGGGAACCGGGAGACGCACGACGCGAUUUGCAUAUUACCGCUAAAUAUUGUGAACGAAAAGAUCUACAUAUUCCUCUGGUUCUGGUUCAUCCUGCUCGCAGCAGUCACUGGCAUGGUUGUGUUGUUCCGCGUUAUCAUCACUGCCUGCCCACCGGUGCGCGUGUACCUGCUAAACCUACGCUUCCGCAUCGUGCACCUGGACCACCUGCAUACCAUAGUGCGCCGGAGCUCCCUCGGAGACUGGUUCCUCAUUUAUAUGCUUGGUCAGAACGUUGACUCCAUCAUUUUUAAGGAGGUGAUUUCCGAGAUGGCCAAGCGCAUGACCACCGAGCCCAAGGAGUCGUCCGCAUGACGACGCGAGUCCCGGCCGCCGCCGCUCGGCCGACACCCUUUCCACGCAGUGCCUCCGCCGCCGCACGAAGACGUCUGACGCAACCCGGAUUACAGCGUGUUACCGUGGCGUAGUGUCAUCAGGACGGCGGGGUCUUACCUUAGCCCGGAGGAGCAGCAUGUGCUGCCUUUGUUCACUACAUGUUCUUCUCUUUUUUAGUGCGCAGCCGAGAAACUAAGCUCUACGGCUCGUCACAUCUACGGUAGUCAAGUGGUGAAGCAGCCAAAGGUAUAGUCUUGCGCACUAUCCGGGACUGAAACCACCGGUACAACCCGAAAAUCCUUGCCUUAAAUUGUUAUACACCGUGCAUUGUUGAUAGUGCAAAUUCAGUUACGUUCUUGCACUGUUGUAAUGUUUGGUGCAUGGUAUCAUUUUGGUAAAUGUUUUGUUUUGCUUGGGACUGGUUGCACCAACACAGCUUGCCAUUCCUACGGCUCGUGAGCAAUUACUGCAUUAAUGAAAAGAGGACCAUAGCUCAUUCAGGUAAACAGACCAUGUGCUCGACACUUCACAAUCGUAAUUACUGCAUAGCCCAUUAUACUGUUUCGUUCAGUGUAGCGUUGGUGCAGCUAGUUCUGUUUUAGGUAUUUGUGGAUGUUCUCUUGAAACGUAACCACAGAAGCUGGAACAUGCUACUGUGAUUAGGGUUCAAGAAAAAGUAUUUUACUCGUUUGUGCCUGCUUAGCGGGCAGAGUCUAAGAGUGACACAUAUCUCUUACCUUUGAGUCCUCCAGAGAUCUCGAAGACUACAAAUAUUUGCUCUUGUCCACUUCCUAGCGGCAAGUUGGGCGCUCAAUAAUGGAGAACGCUGUAUCACUUGUGACGCGCACGUUUAUCCCUGGUGCUUUUCAUAAGCUCUCUUCUUCUAUUUUACUGUGCUUAACCAUUUGAACGAAUAUUUAGGACGCACUCGCUAAGCCAACUUGUCUUCCUGAAGAUUCACAGUAUGCCAGCAAAAAAUAUAUAGUUUUUCUAACUUUUCGAUCUUUACAAUGAAAUAAAAUGUUGCCAGAUUCAUCUUUUUAGCCUUGUGUGCGAGCCAUUCCAGCUGGGCACCAGUGUUAUGCCAGAUUCCGCCAGACCGAAAGUGGUGCCGCAGCCACAAAAAACGUGCUUAGUUGCUAGAAAUGGCCACGAUCACAAUUUAUGCGAUAAUCUCGGCAUUUACUUGUCUUUGCUUAUAAAAUUAUGUUCCAUUUUUCUAGUAAGAGGUCAUCUCCACCCCACUUAUUCGCAUGUUCCAGCUGUUUCCAUCGCUUUGCACGGGAGACUGCUACGUCGUCGAAAGCUGGAAAAACCAUUGUCGCCCCAGAAUCCAGCCUAAGACAUGUUAUUGCAUUCGCUCUCUUUGUUCAGUGAUGGAUGUUAUAAGAAACCUUAAGCGCGCCUGAGUACAUGUUUCGCGUUUCAUUCUCUCGAGUUCAAUGUUAUAUGUGUUUACUCUACCUGAAAAUGAAACGCUGGAUUCCACCCACAAAAGAAAAAGAGACCGGAAAAAGAAAAAUGAAUUAUAUAGCAUAACAUCUCUCGAUCGUCAACUAGAUGAAAUUUGUUGAUGGGAAUUGAAAGGAGGUCCCUCAAAUUUUUCUGGAACAUUCUGUCGCUAAUGUUUCGCUAUUUCAGUUCUUGGUAGGUUGUAAUCCUUGGUUUACAAUUUGGAAUCGUGCAGUCAAAUGACAGUGCUUACAGCGUUAAAGAUGGAGAAAAGAGCAGCCUGUGAUUUGACCAUGUUUUUGCUCUGCAGUUCACUCAACAUUCUUCACUGAUGGCUUUAGUCCCCACGGCAAAUCGCAAAAAAAUUGAAUAGAGAGAGGGCCACAAGCUAAAUUACCUAAAUAAAAUGAGAAUAUAUGUUUAACGUGGCUCGAGACAUUAUUCCUCAGACUACAAACGAAUUUAUCCUUCAUUUCACCCACUAUUGCAAAUAUAUUCGUUUCCAGCAACCAUGUUCCACAUUUCUUAACGCGCGCAACACAAGUAUGUAGUGAUCUCUCCGAACGUUGACCUUCCCCUCGAUAAUCCCAAUUGACUCGAAGAAUACAUAAAGCAAGUAACCCAUUCCAUAUAAGACACGCGGGAUAAGACAGCGGCAUCCGUGAAGACUUGCUGCGCGUUGGAUAAGCACGAAUAGAAUAGAAAUUAUUAGAGAAUGUGCUCCAGUCAUCGUUAUCUCGACUAAGAUGGUGUGGCGCACUAAUGCACUGUUCCCUGGGCAACAAAUGGGAGGUGAUGCUUCUUGCGAUGGCUUCAGCUAUUCGUUAAGGUACAUUUUGUUUCUUCAGACAAUUCGUCCUGUCUUUCGAUCAUGAUGUUGUGGGGCUUGUGCAUCCCUGGAAAAUAUUGUACAUUUUUCGAAACAUUUGCAUGUUUAACGCCUUCGGCCUCAGGUACAGGUGCACAAGUACAUAUGCCUUGAGGAUUAGGUUUUGUAAAUGCUCAUUCCCAGCUCAACACUGUUCUAAUAUGUUAGAGAACACUGCCAAUCUGUAGAGAAGGCUUCGAGGAAAAUGUGGGCCCGAUAUUUCACUGCACUCUACCGAAGAGUACUUCGUCCAAAAUGUAGCCAAAUAUUGCGAGAGCUUCCGCCGGUAAACAACGCUC